This is a messenger RNA of Triplophysa dalaica, 1366 nucleotides long. It is a transcript of the gene her13, whose product is annotated as hairy-related 13. The transcript is spliced from 5 exons. The record is from RefSeq and is a predicted model, not a curated record. NCBI's taxonomy places the organism in Eukaryota, Metazoa, Chordata, Actinopteri, Cypriniformes, Nemacheilidae. Gene Ontology annotation, biological process: anterior/posterior pattern specification; regulation of neurogenesis; regulation of transcription by RNA polymerase II. Gene Ontology annotation, cellular component: nucleus. Bases 235 to 900 code for a protein of 221 amino acids. Gene Ontology annotation, molecular function: DNA-binding transcription factor activity, RNA polymerase II-specific; protein dimerization activity; RNA polymerase II cis-regulatory region sequence-specific DNA binding.
ACACCUGUCGCCCCCACCCCCAAUCUAUUCUAUUCAACUCGGUCCAGCGCGUGCAGCUGCCAACUGACGGCAUUACGUUACACCCGCGCGACCCCGCGACCUCACUGAGCACACAACUCAACAGACGCGACGAUAAACCGGCUUACACUGUAAGAUGAACAGCCAGUCCCGUCCGGUCCCCACACAAUAAAAGAAAAGCAAACACAGCGUCACCGUCCGCCGCUUUCCACCGAGAUGGCUCCAGUGCUCCCGCUAGGGAAGAACGGCUUCGGAGUGGACGAGGAUGAUCUCUAUGCCAUCAAAGGUGACAGAAAGACGCGCAAACCUUUAGUGGAGAAGAAGAGACGAGCGCGCAUCAAUGAAAGCCUGCAGGAGCUUAGGACACUACUGGCAGAAAACGAUCUGCAGACGAAAAUGGAGAACGCAGAGGUGCUGGAAUUAACAGUGAAGCAUGUCGAGAACAUCUUACAGAACCGUUCUCAGGAGGCUGAAACGAUGAAUCACGAGGCCAGUGAGAGAUUUGCCGCAGGUUACAUCCAGUGCAUGCAUGAGGUGCACACCUUUGUGUCCACGUGCCCGGGCAUCGAUGCCACCGUGGCCGCAGAGCUGCUCAACCACCUGCUGGAGUGCAUGCCGUUAAAUGAGGAUCACAUUCAGGAGAUGAUCGUGGAUCUAUUAUCAGAGCCCCACACCUCCGGCGGACAAUGGGCAGCCGAGGCACCGAGUCCAGGAGACUGCAGCGUGUCUUCUGUUCUGUCCCCGUCUCCAUCUAACCCAUCCAGUGACGAUCUCUGCUCCGAUCUGGAGGAGACGGAAAUGGAAGGGAGCCCGGCAUCAGCCGAGGACAGCCUGAACUCCUCCAACAUCACACAUUCCAAGUUCAUGUGGAGGCCUUGGUAGAAAGGAGCGUGGAUCUUACAUUUUUUUAAACGACUGACUGAUUCCAUCUAUGGAAAUCUAUUCGCGGGAGAAAUUAGGAUCUGAUAUGCUGGGAUGUUGCAUCAUAUAAUGGAUCAGUAUGGAAUACAUGCAUAUGGUGAUUUUGAUCUCUUGGAUAACUACAUAAACAUACCUGACUUUUCAAUGUUAUUUUUUUUAAAGGAAUGGUAUGUCUUAAAGCUCUUUUUGAAAGCGACUUCUAGAUUCAAUUGUCUUUAGAAGUGUAGUGCGGUAUACUAUAGAGACAAGUGAAAAUGGUUUGGUAGAAGACGAUUGUUUCUUUGUAGACCUAGACUUAUGCACUAGAAAGUCACAGAUAUUGUUGCAUAGAUUAAGCUUAAAACUGGCCUUUAUUAGUAUUAAUAAAAUGUUUUGAAUUAUAUGUACUUAUAAACAAUAAAACAUAAUUUAAUUGUAUUAUUAAUAA